Molecule: messenger RNA, 555 nt
Organism: Thrips palmi
Lineage: Eukaryota; Metazoa; Arthropoda; Insecta; Thysanoptera; Thripidae
Product: early nodulin-75-like
Exons: 3
Coding region: 109-477 (122 amino acids)
Source: RefSeq, a predicted model, not a curated record
GUACGAUCGUGCUCAGCACAUUAAAAGAAAUGACAAAACCGUGCGCUGCUUUCAAGGGCACGGCCCUAUUCAAGCCUCGACAUCGCAAGGCACAGCAUAUUCACCAACAUGAAGCUCACCGUCCUCGCCUUGUUCCUGGGCGUCGUUGUGCUGGCUAUUUGCCAGCAAGCCGCAGGGGAGCCUCAUAAACCCAACCCCAAGCCCAACCACCUGCACAAGCGCUCUCCCCAUGGCCCUCAUCAUCCCCCCGAACCCAACCACAAGCCCCACUCCCUGCACAAGCGCUCUCCCCAUGGCCCUCAUCAUCCCCCCGAACCCAACCACAAGCCCCACCACCUGCCCAAGCGCUCCCCCUCUGGCAGUCCACCAAAGCCCAAGCCCGCCCCCGCGCCGAAGAUCCUCGCCCCAAAGCCAGUGUUGCACCCCGACCUGAAGAAGAAGGGGUUGGGGGGGCUUCUGGGAAACGGAGGUCGAUGAAGUCCCGAGUUAUGAGCGACGUGUUUUCGAAGUCACCGCGUCAGGCAUAUCUUGAAUAAACAUGAAUACAUUUUGAAA